Molecule: messenger RNA, 6369 nt
Organism: Schistocerca nitens (vagrant locust)
Lineage: Eukaryota; Metazoa; Arthropoda; Insecta; Orthoptera; Acrididae
Product: myosin-IIIb-like
Exons: 31
Coding region: 404-5098 (1564 amino acids)
Biological process (GO): protein phosphorylation
Cellular component (GO): myosin complex
Molecular function (GO): cytoskeletal motor activity; protein binding; protein kinase activity
Source: RefSeq, a predicted model, not a curated record
GUAACGGGACCGCGGCACGCGGCCAGCAACCAGCGCACACCUGUGACACCGGCGGCUGCACCGCAUCGACAGUUCUAAUCGAGCCUUUACUGACGAAGUGACAGAACGCCUCUUCGUAGACUUGCUUGCACCGUGUUUACAUCUCAUUUUCGAUACGCCAAUUGGCGACUCAUCCUGGGCGAUAGAGUUGCUGCUUGAACCAUCCCACUCGACGAUUCGAUAGCUUAGCCUCCGCUGCAGUCCAAUGCCGUAAUGCUGACUUAAGCGUUAACGACGGAUGGCAAAAGUUCAUUUGUUAGCGGUACAUCUGCGUUGGAGCGAUAACACAGGGAAUGCCACGUUCAUUUACAUCUGAAUCGCAGACUGACUCUUAGCUGAAGGAGUAGAGCUCGAUCCAGCCAAGAUGGCAUACCGUGGCCUGUCUCAGCAUGUGAACUUCGAGCAGCUGAACGACCCAGGGGAUCGUUUCACACUACAGGAGCUCAUUGGCGAGGGCACCUACGGCGUUGUCUACAGUGCGAGAGAUACCACCACUGGCCAUCGAGUAGCAGUAAAAAUUUUGGAGAAUGUGCCAGAUAACAUUGAGGAGAUUGAGGAGGAGUAUCUUAUUCUGAAAGACCUGAGCUUGCAUCCUAAUAUACCAUCCUUUAAUGGACUUUUUCUGAAAAGGGGCUCUACCCCAGAAGAAGAUCAGCUAUGGUUUGUUAUGGAGUUAUGCACUGGUGGAUCUGUAACAGACUUGGUUCAGGGCUUGAAACAUCGGGGUGAGAGACUUUCUGAAGAACAGAUUGCUUAUAUUCUGCAUGAGACUGUUCAGGCUUUGAUAUAUCUACACAGCAAUCACUGCAUGCAUCGUGAUGUUAAAGGACACAAUAUAUUGUUGACAGAAGAAGCUCAUGUGAAGCUAGUAGAUUUUGGUGUAUCAUCACAUCUAGCAGCAACUCUUGCUCGACGAAAUACGUCUGUCGGAACACCAUACUGGAUGGCACCAGAAGUGAUAGCUUGUGAGCAACAGCUGGACUCCUCAUAUGAUGCACGAUGUGAUGUCUGGUCUGUUGGAAUCACUGCAAUUGAACUAGCAGAAGGUGACCCACCACUCUCUGAUUUACAUCCAAUGAGAGCUCUUUUCCAAAUUCCUCGCAUCCCACCUCCCUCUCUUGCCCGUCCUGAUGAGUAUAGUCAGCAGUUUUCUGACUUUAUUAGUGAAUGUUUAGUCAAAGAUCUAGAACAACGGCCAUUUGCUAGAGAGCUGUUGGAACAUCCUCUUAUGAAGAAAGGAGCAUUGGUUGCUGAAAAAGUUCGCAGGGAAUUAAGAGUUGAGAUUCAAAGGCAAAGAAAGGAAGGUCGCACACAUAGACAACCUGAAGUGACUACAAAGCAUGGAAAACUGAAAUCUGAUCGCAAAUCAAAGCCUCAGAAAAUGUAUAUGGAUGAUCUUGCUGCUCUUGAUAUUCUCACUGAGGAUGGCAUUGUAGAGCAGUUACAGAGAAGAUAUGAACAAUUUCAAAUAUACACUUACAUAGGUGAUAUUUUAGUUGCUGUUAAUCCAUUUAAGGACCUAGGACUUUAUUCUGACCAGGAGCAGAGAAGAUACAAAGGACAAGCUCGGUCAGACAACCCACCACACAUUUUUGCUGUUGCUGAUGCAGCGUAUCAAGCAUUGAUGCACCAACGCCAGAAUCAGGCAAUUGUAAUAAGUGGCGAAAGUGGUGCAGGGAAAACAGAAAGUGCUAACUUGCUUCUCAAGCAAUUAGUGUAUUUAGGAAAAGCUCCUAAUCGGAAUUUGGAAGAGCGUAUUCUUCAAGUGAAUCCCAUAAUGGAGGCAUUUGGAAAUGCUCAGACAGGGAUCAAUGCAAAUUCCUCCAGAUUUGGGAAGUACCUGGAUUUGACAAUGACGAAAUCUGGCAAGGUUACAGGAGCGAGAAUAGCAGUUUAUUUACUGGAGCAGUCACGUGUUUGCCAGCAUGCACAGGGAGAACGUAACUUCCAUAUAUUUUACUACAUGUAUGAUGGUCUAGAACAUGAAGGUCGACUCUCGGAGUUUCAUUUGGAUCCAGUUCUAAGGAUACAUCAUAAAUACCUUGGAGGUGACCUGCAAGAUCCAGAAACUAAGAAGACUAAUGUAAGCAGAUUCCAUCAAGUGAAGGAAGGAUUUAGGCUUCUUGGUUUUCGUGAAGAAGAAGUUGACACUAUUUAUAGGAUUAUAGCUGCAGUUCUCCAUUUGGGUGAUGUGGAAUUCGGGGAAGUUAUUAGUCAGGACAACACUGACAAUAAAAGCAGGGUGAUAGACCUGGCACCGCUGCAUAGAGUUUCUCGUCUCCUUGGCUUAGAACCAAGUGAUCUGCUUGAAUCUCUGACAUCAAACAGUGUUGUAACACGUGGGGAAACAAUAACCCGCAACAACACUGUUAAGGAGGCUUAUGCUGCAAGAGAUGCAAUGGCAAAGGGAUUGUAUGGCCGCCUGUUUGACUGGAUGGUCAAUCAAAUAAAUUGUUUAUUGAUGUUCAACAGAGCAAACUGUGGUGAACCCUUAGCAGUUGGUCUGUUGGAUAUAUUUGGUUUUGAAAACUUCCCAAAAAAUUCUUUUGAGCAACUAUGUAUAAAUAUAGCCAAUGAGCAGAUACAGUAUUACUUCAAUCAGCAUAUUUUUACUUGGGAGCAGCAGGAAUAUAUGGCAGAAGGGAUUCCUGUGGAUCUUGUUGAAUUUUCAGACAAUCGGCCAGUUUUAGACAUGUUAUUGUCUCGUCCAAUGGGCCUGUUGGCUCUGUUAGAUGAAGAGAGUAGAUUUCCUCGUUCAACAGAUAAAUCAUUAAUUGAUAAAUUCCAUUCGAAUAUUAAGAGUAAACAUUACAUUCGGCCUAAAUCAAAUGCUCUGUGCUUUGCUGUUCAGCACUAUGCUGGACGAGUCAUAUACCAGGCUGAAGGAUUUCUUGACAAAAACAGAAAUUUCUUACCUCCUGAAGUGAUUCAGCUUUUAAGACAAUCACAUAGAGAUAUGGUUCGCUUCCUGUUUCAAUGUCCAAUCACAAAGACAGGUAACCUGUACUCAAUCAGCCAAGAAUCUCCACGAGAAACUCCAGUACCUGGUUCCAAGGAAAGAUACAGCAGCAGAGGACUAGCUUCCCAGUCGAGAGCUCAGCAGACUGUUGCAACAUACUUCAGGUACUCCUUAAUGGAUUUGCUGCAGAAGAUGGUUAGCGGAUCACCACAAUUCGUCCGCUGCAUCAAACCAAAUGAUGCCAGAGUUCCACAGCUUUUUGAUUCCACAAAAGUUAUAAAGCAGCUGAGAUAUACUGGUGUGUUGGAAACUAUUCGCAUUAGGCAGAAUGGAUUUUCCCACAGAAUCCCAUUUGCUGAAUUUUUGAGAAGAUAUUGUUUCCUUGCAUUUGGAUUUGAUGAACGUGUUGUUGCAUCUCGAGAAAAUUGUCGUCUCCUGUUGGUUCGUUUGAAAAUGGAUGGAUGGGCUCUUGGAAAAACAAAAGUUUUCCUGAAGUACUAUCAUGUGGAAUACCUUUCAAAGCUUUAUGAGGACCAAGUACGCAAAAUUGUACUUGUUCAAGCUUGUGUUCGGAGGUGGCUUGCAAAGGUAAAGUACCAACGAGAGAAAUGGCAGUUGGCAGUGAGUGUAGUCACUCUUCAGCGGUUUGUAAGAGGCUGGAUUACAAGGCGCAGAUUUAUAGAGCAACAGAAGCAAGCUGAACAAAGGAGGCAACAAGAUGCUGCUGCAGCGGCUGCUCGAGUAAAGAAGGGCUCACCAACUGGAGGGUGGUUCAAGGCUAAACUACUUCGCCGUAUGUCAUCACAGCAAAUGAUAGGUGAUAAAGGAAAUGAAAGUCCCAAAAAGGAACUGGAUGAAGAAUCGGCUGCUGUAGUAAUUCAGAGUCAUUUCAGAGGCUACACAGUGAGACGACGGUGGGGUGCAGAAAUUGAGGCAAGAGUGAGAAAGGUUCUGGAAACACACAAUACAGCUCAGUCUGCUCAGGAUGCCUUAGAGAAGGAAGGCUUGACACCUGAUGAUGCAGCUCUGAUAAUUCAGAGGUACUAUCGCAGUUGGAGGAAAGGAGAGCCUCUACCUGUGCAGAAGGACAGACAAAGACAAAAGCAGCCACAGAAGAUUGCCAGACUUCCUGAUCGACAAGCUGAUCUUAUCACAUUUUCACAAAAUGUACAUAUGAUGAAUCAGGAAGCCCAUAAGUACCUUCGCCGAAAUAAACCUGGUGUAAGGCUGUCUGAGGUUCAAGAUCCUCCCAAGGAUUAUGUCAGGCCAAAGGGAUUUCAUCUCAUACCAGGAAUUGUCAGCAAAGGAAACAACCAGCGUCCAGAUGCUAAACAAGCAAUGCCUAAUGAGACAAGUUCAUAUUAUGAAGCACUUCAAGAAGAAAUGAGCAGUCCUUCUCCAGAGUUUGGAGAUGAUGAGGCAACCUGGGACCUUCCCAUUAUUGAAGUGGAGAACAAAUUACGCCCAAUAAGGCAUCGAAUGGAAACACUGGACAUGGACCAACAGCGUAAAGAGCUGAUUGCGUCCCGUGGUCAAGAAAAUGUAUUUCCGGAGCGUCAUGUAGUAGGGGCAUGGCAUGCAGCCAUGCAAGGUCAGAACAAGUUUCCAGAUGUGAAAAAUAACCAUAGAAACAACAACAAUAAUAAUAAUGAUAACAUGAAGAUAAGGAACGGUGAUCACCGACCUGACAAACGCGUUCAUGGAUUACAGAAUGGUUCUACAGCAAACGAAAAUCGCAGUGGCGCUUGGGUCAGCAGACCUAGUUACAUAAACAACAACAUGAAAAACAACAACUACACACCUGGAAACCCAUUUAAACAAUCGGAUGUUCAUCAUCUUUUGCGACAGACAUCUCAAUCUCCAGAAUCUCCUACUGGAGUCUCAUUAACCGAUCCAUGUGAUAAUGAAAUAAAUGGCCCAUAUAACUUCAGACAGCUGCUUCGACCAACUGAACAUGCUCCAACAGAGUCACUGAGGAAGAGAAAAGGUGUUCUCGGAAAUGAGGUGAUGAAAGACAAUAUUAUAAACCCUAGAGUUUCCAAUCAUUUGCAAGACAGCCCCACAAAACGCAGAGCAAAACCAGUGCCUAAAAAGUUGUGAAGCAAGGUAAUGACCAAAGGUGUGAGAUAUGGAUACAGAGUUUAAGUUAAAGCCAACGUAGUGUUGCUUGCAUUAUAUUUACCUGUGAUAAUUGACAAAAAAUAAACUGUGUUUCCUUCACACAUACUUAUAGUAAUUAUUUGUCAAUAGAGUGAGUUACUUUGGAGGAAAAUUUCUCAGUUAAGAAAACUCGGCAGGUUUUCUAUCCUUCAUUAAUGUCCUUUGAGAAUAUGAUAGAAAGCAAUAUAGAAAAAAGCAACUAAUUUCCAGACAUUUUACAUAGUGCCAUUUGAAGUAUAUUCCAGAGUGGCUUUCCACUGCAGAAAUAAGAAUACUGAGCAAGAAACAUCAUAUUCUGGAAAUCAUUUGGAAAUUUAAUAGCCAGGUUUUCUGUGCCACUGUUCAUCACCACAAAAGUGUUAAAGCCUCAUGGAAGCUCAAUCGUAAAGCUGUUGAUUUAUUUAAUAAAUACAAAAAUGAAGAAAAAAACUUUAACUGAUCUGAAAUAGAUACCUCUGUCUUAUAUUGUGGUAGCUACCUAGUUCUUUAAAGGUCUGAAAAAUGCGCUCUGGGUAUAUUUUUGCCUUGUUAUUUAGUAUUUUAUUGUUACCAAAUAUUUUUACAGAAAGUUGUAGACAGAUUUAUUUGAGUAUUUUCAGCCAUUAUGCGAAGAGCUAUAGUUUUGUUGUGCCUUUGUUGAUAUCCCUGUGCCAUGAACUUAAGCACUGUGUCAAAGAAGGGAAGAAGCGGCAAGAGGGGAUUGCUUACUACAUUCACAACUUUAGAGCAAUGAUUUUGUAGGUUGCCGAGUGACACCAUUUUUAGAUGAGAUAGUGUACCUGAUUGAUGGCUAUUUUGUUGACAAUUACUCUAGAGUACAACAGUUACAUACACUUCUAUAAUUUCAGAUACCCACUGGUUAUGAUCUCAUUUCAUUGUUCUUUCUAUAUCAUUUCCAUUAUAGAUAUUUUUCUAUUUAUAAUUUUUUAUUUGUUUCAUCUCUACAAUGUUAACAGUUUUUUAAGCAACAAAUAUAAACAGGAGAGAGAUAUUGUAUGGAAGGACUUUUUAAUGGCGUAGUACUAGACAUCCAGUAUUAAAAUUUAGUUCCUACAUAUUCCCGUAGAAUUAUAAAAUGUCAUGUUGUAAAAAAAUUGUAAAGGAAACAAAAGCAUUUUAUGUAUAUAUGGUAUGUACAAAUGUUUUGUUGUCUAUAGACUGAGAAAAAUAUUUUGUGUGCUCAUAAAAUAUAUCUAAAUUUAUAAAAUCCA